This is a messenger RNA of Oncorhynchus keta (chum salmon), 5581 nucleotides long. RefSeq names its product cystathionine beta-synthase-like. Bases 236 to 2074 code for a protein of 612 amino acids. Lineage: Eukaryota; Metazoa; Chordata; Actinopteri; Salmoniformes; Salmonidae. Gene Ontology annotation, molecular function: cystathionine beta-synthase activity; cysteine synthase activity. Gene Ontology annotation, cellular component: cytoplasm. The record is from RefSeq and is a predicted model, not a curated record. The transcript has 14 exons.
GCGCAAAGGACCGACAAAUGUGUAAACUCUGAUUGGAAGAGCAAGACCGACAAAAGCCCCCACGAUAGCCAAUCAACGCACACACCAGACAAAUUACACUCGAAUCAGAUUGGACCGUUGUCACUCUUGGGCUGCUGGCAAUGCUAAAAUAGUCGCAUUCUACGAAAGACCUUUGACAUUGAAUCACAUAUCGGUACAUCACCACUAGCUUCCUUAAUUAACUCAAAGGUGAGUCAUGUCGUCGGUUUUCUCCAGCACGGACUCUGUAGGCGCCGAGCCCUCCGUCUGCCCCAACGCAGCCAAGCUCAGCAACGCACAAGCCAACGAAGUGGCUGCCAUUUUGAAAGGGGGCUCCAAGGUCAACGGAGAAGCCAUGUUGAACGGCCACAAGCUCUCCAUGAAUGGAUCGGCUCAAGUGAACGAGGACAGUGCUGGCCAUAAGGCCCAGAAUGGGUCGGUCCAUGUGAACGGGCACGAGGGGGAGAACGGUCUAGAGAAGGCAGCCGCAGGCGUGGAGGAGAGGCUGUGGAUCCGUCCUGACUUGCCCAGCAAAUGCACUUGGAAACUGGGCGGGUCUUCCGUAGAGUCCCCUCACUGCCACUCUGAACUGACUGAAGCUCCCAGCAUUCUACCCAACAUCCUCGGGAAGAUCGGAGACACACCUCUGGUCCGCAUGAACAAGAUCCCCAAAGCCUUCGGCCUUAAGUGUGAACUCUUGGCCAAGUGUGAGUUCUUUAACGCAGGGGGCAGUGUGAAGGACCGUAUCAGUCUAAGGAUGGUGGAGGAUGCAGAGAGAAAUGGGAUCCUCAAACCAGGAGACACCAUCAUCGAGCCCACCUCUGGCAACACAGGUAUUGGUCUGGCCCUGGCCUCUGCAGUUAAAGGCUAUCGCUGCAUCAUCGUCAUGCCUGAGAAGAUGAGCAUGGAGAAGGUGGAUGUGCUUAGAGCCUUGGGGGCGGAGAUCGUGCGUACCCCAACCGCUGCCCGCUUUCAUUCGCCGGAAUCCCACAUAGGCGUGGCCUGGCGUCUGAAGAAUGAGAUUCCCAACUCUCAUAUCCUGGACCAGUACCGUAACCCUAGCAACCCCCUGGCCCACUACGACACCACUGCCGAGGAGAUCCUGGAGCAGUGUGAUGGUAAGGUGGACAUGUUGGUGGCAGGAGCUGGCACCGGUGGCACCAUCACUGGCAUCGCCCGCAAGCUGAAGGAGAGAUGCCCCAACAUCAAGAUCGUGGGUGUGGACCCUGAGGGUUCUAUACUGGCUGAGCCAGAGGAGCUGAACAAAACAGAUAAGACCCAGUACGAGGUGGAGGGCAUCGGAUACGACUUCAUCCCUACUGUACUAGACAGAUCUGUAGUUGACAGGUGGUAUAAGUCCAAUGACGAUGAGUCUUUUGCCAUGUCACGCAUGCUGAUCAGGGAGGAGGGGCUUCUCUGCGGAGGUAGUUCAGGUACGGCCAUGGCUGCAGCAGUUAGAAUGGCCACAGAGCUGAAGGAGGGCCAGCGCUGUGUCGUCAUCCUGCCUGACUCCAUCCGCAACUACAUGUCUAAGUUCCUGAGUGAUAACUGGAUGUGUGAUAAGGGCUUCCUAACCCCAGAAAACCUGAUGGUGUCCAAACCCUGGUGGUGGAACCUGAGUCUGCAGGGUCUGAACCUAUUUUCCCCCCUCACUGUGCUGCCUUCAGUCAACAUCAAGAAGACCAUCAAGAUCCUCAAGGAGAAGGCCUUCGACCAGGCACCCGUCGUUGAUGAGUCAGGCGUGAUCCUAGGGAUGGUUACCCUGGGCAAUAUGUUGUCUUCAGUACUGGCUGGGAAGGUCAAGGCCUCUGACCCUGUCGCCAAGGUGCUUUACAAACAAUUUAAACAGGUGCGACUGACAGAUAACCUGGGUAAGCUGUCCCGUAUCCUGGAGACAGAUCACUUUGCCCUGGUGGUGCAUGAGCAGAUCCAAUACAUGGAGGAUGGCUCGCCCUGUCUUAGACAGAUGGUAUUCGGGGUGGUGACCGCCAUUGACAUACUUAAUUACAUCACCACGCGCGAGCGGACGCUGUCAGAGUGCUCGCUGACCGACUAGCUGUGACCACUUCCUGUUUCCUGUGGAGAGGAGGAAGUGACCGCCCACCUGACACCCUCUAAGUAACGACAAUGACGAUGAAGAUGAUGUAGAAGUGGUGGGGUUUGUGGUUUAGUCUUAAAAUAAGUCAAUAUGAAUUUCCUCCCCUUUUGACUACAUUGAUUUUGUUAUUUGUCUGUGAUGAUAAUAAUUAUUCACUGUAGCUUAUACUGUGAUUGAAGCAGCUUAGCUGGUUUCAGAUACAUGGUUUUCCUCUAACUUUAAGGUAUGGAAAUUGCAUGUAACAAACCGUGUGCAACUAGACUGCCUUGCCUCUUCAUUAUCGAAAGUCUUCUACUUUUUAAUCUACUUAAAAAUAAUAGUGUUCCUCUGACUUGUCAUUUUUAUUGCAGAGGAUACUGAAACAUUACAAUAUCCUCGCUCGACUAACAACUCAGUACAUUUGAAUCUUUCAGUUAAAUAGUCAUCAUAUAGCUACCAUUUGUAUUGCAUUGAGAUUUGUAUAUAACUGAUAUGCGAAUGUGAGCUUCAUCUUAAAACUUAAAAGCACAUUAUAGAUUUUUGCUGCUUCUUUGAUACCAAUGAAGUUACAUCGCCAUCUAGUGGCAGCUAAAGACAGGGCAUGGGCCAAAAAAUUGCUAUUUGGGUUGCUCAGUGUGAAAUGGUUACCAAGAAGAAGCGUUACGUUGACAACAUUCAAAGAGAUAGGAUGUCGGUGAAGAGUACCUGUCCUUUUUGUUUGAAGGCUUUGGUAAAGUAACAAAGGUCGCAGGGUAGGUCAGGUUAAGGAUAGGCGAGUUUGGCACACAACCAAACUGCAACCCAAACAGUAGGACUUGUGUUGGGUCAUUUUGUUCUUGUAUUGAAACAAGAUGUAUUGAAUAAGUCUGUAUUGAAUAGUUUGUUGGCUGAGCUUGCACAGUGCAGCUCUUUUAAACAGGCCUGUCCGUCUGGGGCAGGAUGUUUAUGCCAAGGCUUGGGUUGUUUGAACUUUGUACCAUUUUUCUGUAGUUGUUGACUUCAUGUACAAUCAUUCAUGUGUUAUGUAUGACCAUGGACCCAGAGCUGUUAUGAUCUAUUUACUUUAGCAGGGAUCUAUUUGUAUGUAUACAGUGCCGUGCGAAAGUAUUUGGCCCCCUUGAAGUUUGCGACCUUUUGCCACAUUUCAGGCUUCAAACAUAAAGAUAUAAAAUUGUAUUUUUUUGUGAAGAAUCAACAAGUGGGACACAAUCAUGAAGUGGAAUGACAUUUAUUGGAUAUUUCAAACUUUUUUAACAAAUCAAAAACUGAAAAAUUGGGCGUGCAAAAUUAUUUAGCCCCUUUACUUUCAGUGCAGCAAACUUUCUCCAGAAGUUCAGUGAGGAUCUCUGAAUGAUCCAAUGUUGACUCAAAUGACUAAUGAUGAUAAAUACAAUCCACCUGUGUGUAAUCAAGUCUCCGUAUAAAUGCACCUGCACUGUGAUAGUCUCAGAAGUCCGUUAAAAGCGCAGAGAGCAUCAUGAAGUCAUCUGCUAAAUGACUUAAAUGUAAAUGUAAUGAAGAACAAGGAACACACCAGGCAGGUCCAAGAUACUGUGGUGGCAAGAAGAAAGCCAUUUCUUAAAGAUAUCCAUAAAAAGUGUAAUUUAAAGUUUGCCACAAGCCACCUGGGAGACACACCAAACAUGUGGAAGAAGGUGCUCUGGUCAGAUGAAACCAAAAUUGAACUUUUUGGCAACAAUGCAAAACGUUAUGUUUGGCGUAAAAGCAACACAGCUCAUCACCCUGAACACACCAUCCCCACUGUCAAACAUGGUGGUGGCAGCAUCAUGGUUUGGGCCUGCUUUUCUUCAGCAGGGACAGGGAAGAUGGUUAAAAUUGAUGGGAAGAUGGAUGGAGCCAAAUACAGGACCAUUCUGGAAGAAAACCUGAUGGAGUCUGCAAAAGACCUGAGACUGGGACGGAGAUUUGUCUUCCAACAAGACAAUGAUCCAAAACAUAAAGCAAAAUCUACAAUGGAAUGGUUCAAAAAUAAACAUAUCCAGGUGUUAGAAUGGCCAAGUCAAAGUCCAGACCUAUUUGAUCACCUACCAACCAGUAAGAAUUCCAGCUCUCACAGACCUGUUAGUUUUUCUUUAAGAAGCCCUCCUGUUCUCCAUUCAUUACCUGUAUUAACUGCAUCUGUUUGAACUCGUUACCUGUAUAAAAGACACCUGUCCACACUCAAUCAAACAGACUCCAACCUCUACACAAUGGCCAAGACCAGAGAGCUGUGUAAGGACAUCAGGGAUAAAAUGGUAGACCUGCACAAGGCUGGGAUGGGCUACAGGACAAUAGGCAAGCAGCUUGGUGAGAAGGAAACAACUGUUGGCACAAUUAUUAGAAAAUGGAAGAAGUUCAAGAUGACGGCCAAUCACCCUCGGUCUGGGGCUCCAUGCAAGAUCUCACCUCGUGGGGCAUCAAUGAUCAUGAGGAGGGUGAGGGAUCAGCCCAGAACUACACGGCAGGACCUGGUCAAUGACCUGAAGAGAGCCGGGACCACAGUCUCAAAGAAAACCAUUAGUAACACACUACGCCGUCAUGGAUUAAAAUCCUGCAGCGCACGCAAGGUCCCCCUGCUCAAGCCAGCGCAUGUCCAGGCCCAUCUGAAGUUUGCCAAUGACCAUCUGGAUGAUCCAGAGGAGGAAUGGGAGAAGGUCGUGUGGUCUGAUGAGACAAAAAUGGAGCUUUUUGGUCUAAACUCCACUCGCCGUGUUUGGAGGAAGAAGAAGGAUGAGUACAACCCCAAGAAUACCAUCCCAACCGUGAAGCAUGGAGGUGGAAACAUCAUUCUUUGGGGAUGCUUUUCUGCAAAGGGGACAGGACGACUGUACCGUAUUGAGGGGAGGGAUGGAUGGGGCCAUGUAUCACGAGAUCUUGGCCAACAACCUCCUUCCCUCAGUAAGAGCAUUGAAGAUAGGUCGUGGCUGGGUCUUCCAGCAUGACAAUGACCCGAAACACACAGCCAGGGCAACUAAGGAGUGGCUCCGUAAGAAGCAUCGCAAGGUCCUGGAGUGGCCUAGCCAGUCUCCAGACCUGAACCCAAUAGAAAAUCUUGAGGGAGCUGAAUGUCCGUAUUGCCCAGUGACAGCCCCGAAACCUGAAGGUUCUGGAGAAGGUUUGUAUGGAGGAGUGGGCCAAAAUCCCUGCUGCAAUGUGUGCAAACCUGGUCAAGAACUACAGGAAACGUAGGAUCUCUGUAAUUGCAAACAAAGGUUCCUGUACCAAAUAUUAAGUUCUGCUUUUCUGAUGUAUCAAAUACUUGUGUCAUGCAAAAAAUAAAUGCAAAUGAAUUACUUAAAUCAUACAGUGUGAUUUUCUGGAUUUUUGUUUUAGACUCCGUCUCUCACAGUUGAAGUGUACCUAUGAUAAGAAAUACAUGCUUUGUAAGUAGGAAAACCUGCAAAAUCAGCAGUGUAUCAAAUACUUGUUCUCCCUACUGUAUAUUAUUACUUUCUUCCAAUAAAGGCUUGUUCUUUUUCUCUUGAA